ACCAGCCCCCUCGACUGCAGCGUGAAACCUCAACUAUUAUUACCUUCCUAGACGGAACACCGUCAUAGUGCCGUCAGAUCUCCAUCUGGGCUACGCUUCUCGACCAUCGAAAGCCGACAACAUGAGCAGCGGCGCAGAGAAAGCAUCGGGUCGACCGAUGCGGCAUCUACUCGACGAAAUGGUCGGCGUCGGCGACGCCGUCCUCCUCGAUCCGGUCACCGAGAACGCCUUCGUCGAAAACCUCCGAAAACGACACGCAGCGAAAGAAAUCUACACGUAUAUCGGGCCGGUUGUGAUCUCGGUUAAUCCCUAUGCCAAGAUGUCGAUCUACACACCCGAGAUGGUCGACGAGUAUCGAGGAGGCAAUCGAUUCGAGCUGCCCCCUCAUGUGUAUGCGAUUGCUAAUGAUGCUUUUUUGUCCAUGAGAGAUAAGAAUCAGGAUCAGUGUAUUAUUAUAUCGGGAGAGAGUGGAGCUGGAAAGACAGAAGCAUCCAAGAUUGUCAUGCAGUAUGUUGCCGCUGUGUCUGGCAAAGGCAAAGACGUCGAUCGAGUCAAGGAGCAACUACUGAGAUCCAAUCCUGUUCUAGAAGCGUUUGGAAAUGCAAAGACAGUACGAAACGACAACUCAUCACGCUUUGGUAAGUACAUGGACAUUGAGUUCAACUUCAAAGCAGAUCCUGUAGGAGGCAUCAUCACUAAUUAUUUAUUGGAGAAGUCUCGAGUCGUGUUUCAGACAGCUGGAGAACGAAACUUCCAUAUUUUCUAUCAACUACUAUCAGGAGCUUCUGAUCAACUACUCGACGAUCUCAAAUUAUCUCGGGACCACCAAGAGUAUCAAUACCUCAACCAGAGUGGAUGUGUUACGGCUGAUACAAUCAACGACAAGACAGACUUUAAGGAAGUCAAAAGCGCGAUGGACGUGAUUGGAUUUACGAAGGACGAAAUUUCAAAUGUCUAUCAAUUGGUGGCCGCCGUGUUGCAUCUGGGAAACAUUGAGCUAAAGAAAAUGUCACUCGAUCACGGCACAGAAGGGUGCAGAGUUGUGAGUAAAGCAGAAAUUUCAAAUGUGUGUGAGCUGCUGGGUGGCUCAGAGAAAGUGCUUGUCAGAGCCGUGACAUGGCGAAAUGUCGAGACAAGGAGAGAGACUGUUCAGACUGCACUGUCUCGAGAACAGGGUCUCUAUGCACGAGAUGCUCUUGCUAAGGCUGUGUAUAAUCGUAUGUUUUCCUGGCUGGUCCAGAGAAUCAACGACAGUAUUAGAGUGAAGAGCAGAACGAAACGUAAAGUAAUUGGUGUACUGGAUAUCUAUGGAUUCGAAAUAUUUCAGACCAACAGUUUUGAACAAUUUAUUAUUAACUAUUGCAACGAGAAGCUUCAGCAGGUGUUUAUUGAGUUGACGCUGCACGAAGAGCAGGAGGAGUACAUCCGCGAGGGAAUUGAUUGGGAGCAUGUCGAGUACUUUGACAACGCAAUUAUCUGUGAUCUUAUUGACAAGCCGAAUCAGGGCAUCUUGUCGUUACUGGAUGAUGAUUGUAUUAGACCGGGAAAUCCCACUGAUGAGGCUUUCCUCAGCAAGUUAAAUCAACGCUGCAUUCGGCAUCCGCACUACGAGAGUCGAGCAAGCAAGAGUUUGCUGGGUAGUCACAGUCUUGAUCGUGACAGCUUCAGACUGUCUCACUAUGCAGGAAAGGUGGAUUAUUGUGUGAAAGGCUUUCUUGACAAGAACAAGGAUUUGCUGUUUAGAGAUUUGUCACAGGCAAUGUUUGCUUGUGAGCAUCCGUUGAUGAAAGUUCUGUUUCCUGAUGGUGAUCCAGAGAAUCCAUCCAUGAAACGUCCACCAACUGCAGGAUUCCAAUUCAAAGCAUCAGUCAGUCAACUAAUGAGAAAUCUCAUGUCUAAACACCCGAACUACAUUCGUUGUAUUAAACCGAACGAGAAGAAGAAGGCGUUUGUGUUUGAUGAUCAACUGGUGCUGCAUCAAGUUCGCUAUUUGGGUUUAAUGGAAAAUAUGAAGGUUCGUCGCGCCGGCUACGCAUACCGCCAGUUCUACGAGGUCGUGCUGGAUCGCUACAAAAUGCUGGCAGACAAAACGUGGCCAGUGUGGAAGGGAGCUCCAAGAGAAGGCCUCAAAGAGGUUUUCAAGGCACUGAAGAAGAAGCCGACUGAAUACGCGUUCGGACGAACGAAGGUCUUCAUCCGAAGUCCAAGAAUGGUGUUUGAUUUGGAAGAUCGUCGACGAGCUCGACUGGAUGACAUGGCAGUUCUUAUGCAGAAGAUGGUCCGUGGGUGGUUGCAGAAGACACGUUAUCAAAGAAUACGGAAUGCAGAGAUUACGAUAGCAAGUUACUGGAAGGGAUUCAAGCAAUAUACGAGAUACAAUCUGAUGAGAGAUGCGGCUAUCAUUGUGGCGGCUUACUGUCGAGGCUGGCUGGCGAGAAGAGAGUACAGAGCAUUGCAGUUUGAGAUCAAGUCGAAAUGGGCGGUCGCUGUGAUUACCAAGUUUUAUUAUGGAUGGAAGGUUCGAAAGGAAUAUCGACUGCAGUUUCGAUCUCGGGCAGGCCCCGUUGUCUUUGCCUUCCUGAAACGCGCCAUGGCUGUUCGGUUCUUGAUGCGUCUUCGUAAGAAUUUGCCGUCCGUGUCGCCUAUUGAUCAGAAGUGGCCGUCCUGCAAUCCGAUGUUUAAGGACGUAAAUCCUCAGCUUCGACAGUUGCAUCAUCGUUGGAGGUGUCGAGUGUACAGACAACCAUUCCUCGCUAAUCCAACAAAGAAAUCACUCUUCAUAGAAAAGCUACAAGCAAGUCAAACAUUCAAAGGAAAGAAAUCAUCAUACAGUGCUAGUGUGCCGGUUGCAUUCAAGGGUGACUACAUUGGUCUUGGACGGGACCAAACGUGGAACCAACUGGCAGCCAGUCUCAACGAGCAGCAAGUCGUGUGGGCUGAUUUGGUCAUGAAAAUCAAUCGAGCAGACGGAAAGGCGUGUGAGAAGCUACUUGUCAUCACGAAUCUCUCGUUUAUUGUGAUGGAUCCGAAGUCAAUGAAAUUGCUGUAUCGUGUGCCUCUCGCUGAUCUCCAGAAAGUGUCCGUCAGUCAACUGUCGGACGAUUUCUUCAUCUUUCAUUUGGCUCCAGGUAAACUGAAUGAGCAUGCAUUCAAGAAGGGCGACUACAUUUUUCAAAAUCAUCACGUCAUCGAAUUAGUCACAAAGACGGCGAGAACGAUCAGGCAGUUUAACAACCGAAGUUUACCCGUAACGGUUGCAAACAGGUUGGAGGCCACCCUAGUGAGCAAGGUCGUUCAGAUCGAAUUUGGAGCAUCUCGUCAGCCCCUCCCACGACCCAUUUGCAGACGAAAGGGUCAACGACUCGAGGUCUCUGUGUGAUUCUCUAUAUUUUUAUGCUAAUCUUCAGACGUUGGAAAUCAGUGAUAUGCUCUAAUUUUGAUGUAAUUAAUUAGAAAUGAGAGACCAAGUUAGACGACGAUGACUCGGGUGUUUGUUUCUAUUUUAGAAAUUUUUUAGUUAGCGUUCAGGGUUUCGUUGCGUUGUAAAUUGAUUGUUACUAUGUAUGACGCUUAUUAUUAUA
Molecule: messenger RNA, 3581 nt
Organism: Corticium candelabrum
Lineage: Eukaryota; Metazoa; Porifera; Homoscleromorpha; Homosclerophorida; Plakinidae
Product: unconventional myosin-Ia-like
Exons: 32
Coding region: 122-3379 (1085 amino acids)
Biological process (GO): vesicle transport along actin filament; actin filament organization
Cellular component (GO): plasma membrane; microvillus; cytoplasm
Molecular function (GO): actin filament binding; microfilament motor activity; ATP binding
Source: RefSeq, a predicted model, not a curated record